GUCAUACAAUUGAAAAUUACAAGUGGCACUGACAUUUAAGUGAUCUUAUAAAAGAAUAAUGUUGAAUGCAAUUUACAUUUAUAAUGGAAAUCAUUAAGAAAAACAAGCACUCUAGCUGAGUUUGGGAAUAUAUUUUGCAUCGUUUUACAAGUGUAAGAAUGAUGUUAAAUCGUGUAGCCUAUUUCGUUUUGUUCAUAGCAUGUCUAAUUGUAAAAUGUGAUGCUGCGCGAAAUUGUGAACGAAUCGCUAUUCCAAUGUGUAGAGAGGGCAUUGGAUAUAAAUUUACACAGUUUCCAAACAGAUUGGGACAUAUAACUCAAGCUGAGAGCGGUUUAGAAGUACACGUGUUCUUUCCGAUAGUCAAGGUUAAAUGUAGUCCACACUUUAAGCAGUUUUUAUGUGAAUUGUUUUUUCCUAGAUGUAAUCGAGUAGAUCCGUUGUUGCCACUUUUACCUUCACGACAUCUUUGUGAAAAGGCUAGAAAUGAUUGCCAACCUCUAAUGAAUAGAUUUGGAUUUUUUUGGCCUGAGUACAUGAGAUGUGAGAAGUUUUCAGACGAAAGUGAGACUACACAACCAUUACAGAAACCUCAAACAGUCAGGCCUGUGAUCAAACCUUCAACAGUCAAACCUAUCAUUUCAAAGUCACAAUCUUCAACAGUCAAAAACAUAGUAAAGACUUCGUUUCCAUUUAAGCUCAGUAUAAGAUAUACAACCUCAGCCAUUACGUUUGAGUCAUGUUGCAAUGUGUUCACCUACGCCAAGAAAGAGUUUACACUUCCUGACGACGAGGGAAUACUCUUGAAAACAGCAGACGUCAGGUCCUUAAAUAAACCUACUGUUUCGUGGGAAAGCACUUCAACAGACAAAAUAGGGAAAUAUUUCACGUUGUUAAUGGUUACCAAACAAGCCAACAGAUCUAAUGACGAACCUAAUGAAAAUGGGUACAUUAAUUGGAUGGUAACUAACAUACGAGGUAGAGAGGUAUCGGGUGGAGUAACGCUGAAGGAAUAUGAAGGGCCACUUCCACCUCAGAAUACGAACACUGACGUUGACUUUCUGAAUGAGAACACGGUAGUCUACUUUAUGUUGUACAACCAUCCAGAUCCAUUGAACAGCCGGAUGUUGGUGCACAGUAGCUUUUUUACUGACUCUAAAGUUGCAUCAAAAUCGAUAGCGAUUGAGGAAGAUGAAUAUGCUAGAUUCAAAUGGGUUGAGAAAUCGGCCGAAUCAGACUCGAGUGUAUGUAAAGACACCAAAGGCUAUCCCGAAAACUGCAAUACUCAGGAAACAAAUGAACACGUUUCUCUGCUGUAAUAUUUUAAAAAUGAAAUACAAGUUCUAGCAUGUA
This is a messenger RNA of Mytilus trossulus (common blue mussel), 1350 nucleotides long. RefSeq lists its product as uncharacterized. The transcript is spliced from 5 exons. The record is from RefSeq and is a predicted model, not a curated record. Bases 159 to 1316 code for a protein of 385 amino acids. Gene Ontology annotation, cellular component: plasma membrane. Gene Ontology annotation, molecular function: Wnt-protein binding; Wnt receptor activity. Gene Ontology annotation, biological process: canonical Wnt signaling pathway; non-canonical Wnt signaling pathway. NCBI's taxonomy places the organism in Eukaryota, Metazoa, Mollusca, Bivalvia, Mytilida, Mytilidae.